CACACGUUUUAUCCGUCAGAUCGCUGUGUUUGUCAUGACAGCGUUCUGUAUUAAUCAGCCUCCAUGUUUUUUACAUUCCAGUAGAGGAAGGUUAAUUUUUCAUACGCUGUCAGAUGGUUUAGUACAGAGGUGAAUAAAUCGUCUUUGCUGACGCGCCAGAAACCAGAUUCAAGCCACACGAGCUGAUCUGAGCACAAAUCAGCUCUUUUUGGGAGAUAUUUGCACUGAAUGCACAGCCACCUCCACACACAAUCACCACUGCAUGAGCUAUUAAAAUUACACCGUCUCAUAUCCGGUGACCACAGAAGGGUUUAGUAGUAGAUCACACACACACACACACACACACACACACACACACACAGAGUCUCAUGGCGAUGCAUCGGGCCAUGUGGUUCCCGCCGCGUGCCGUGAGCUGAGUCGCACCGCUCGUCGCCGUAGCAGGACCCCGGGGCUGUCACCCUGUCGGAGCCGCAGCAGCAGCCGGCGGCGGCGGGGCGGGAAGCCAUGGCCUCGUCUGUGCGCUUCACCGUCACGCCGACCAAAGCCGAGGACCUGCCGGACACGUCUCCAGACGUCAGCUCGCGCUCCAGCGGCAGGGUCCGCUUCGGCUCCAGGGAGAGCGUGAUCCGCAGCGAGGCGUCCGGAGGGGUCACGACCUCGGCGGGGGCCGACACGCCAGACCGCAGUCACCUCGAGCACGGUGAUGGCGGUGUGAAGCUGUCCAGCGUUUACAUCAAUAACUCUCACGCCAUUGAUGACGAUGAUUUCUACGACAGGAAUCUGGCUCUGUUUGAGGAGGAGAUGGACACUCGUCCCAAAGUGUCGUCUCUGCUCAAUCGUCUGGCGAACUACACAAACCUCAUGCAGGGAGCUAAAGAGCACGAGGAGGCCGAGAGCAUUGGCGAGAAGCGCAAGUGCAGCAAGUCUCCUCAGAUGGGCACCUUCAUGGGCGUGUAUCUGCCGUGCCUGCAGAACAUCUUCGGCGUGAUUCUCUUCCUCAGACUGACGUGGGUCGUCGGUACGGCCGGAGUCCUGCAGGCGCUGUGUAUCGUCUUCAUCUGCUGCUGCUGCACGCUGCUGACUGCGAUAUCAAUGAGUGCCAUCGCUACUAAUGGAGUCGUGCCAGCGGGCGGCUCGUACUUCAUGAUCUCCCGUUCGCUGGGGCCCGAGUUCGGCGGGGCCGUGGGCUCCUGCUUCUAUCUGGGCACGACCUUCGCCGGCUCCAUGUACAUCCUCGGGGCCGUCGAGAUCCUGCUGAUGUAUAUCGCUCCAAGUUCUGCCAUCUUCGUCUCGGAGAGUCCUGACGGCGAGGCGGCGGCCAUGCUGAACAACAUGCGCGUCUACGGCUCCAUCUUCCUAGUGCUGAUGUCGCUGCUGGUGUUCGUGGGAGUCAAAUACGUCAACAAGCUGGCGUCUGUGUUUCUGGCCUGUGUGAUCGUGUCCAUCCUCUCUAUCUACACCGGAGCGCUGGUGUCCGUCUUCAGCCCGCCGUCCUUCCCCGUGUGCAUGCUGGGAAACAGGAGUCUCGCUCAGCACGAGCUGAAGGACGGUCACUGCGUGAAGACGCUGCUGCCGCCGCAGGAGGCCGCUAACACCAGUGAGAGCUUCAACGGCACAGACGCUCCUCCCGUCAGCGCCGCCGCCGCGCAGGAGAAAACCACGCACCUGUGGCGGCUCUUCUGCAACGGCUCGGAGCUCAGCGCCGUGUGCGACGAGUACUUCCUGCACCACAACGUCUCGCAGAUCCAGGGCAUCCCGGGACUCACCAGCGGCGUGAUCGCAGACAACAUCUGGAGCUCGUACUCUGCUAAAGGAGACGUCCUGGAGCGCGGCUCGCAUCACUCCGCCCACAGAGCCGCCGUGUCCAAUCACUUUCCUUACGUGUUCGCUGACAUCACCACCUCCUUCACGCUGCUGAUCGGGAUCUUCUUCCCCUCCGUCACCGAUUUAAUAAUAAUAUUCAGCCCCUUUAUUAAUUGUCAGCUUCUUUGCCCUAAAAUAUUUACUUUAUAUUAUUUCGAAUAUAAGAAGACGCUCAAAUCGAGUUCAGUUCAUUUUCACAGUCGGAUGUUUCCUGAACCUGCGUCUCUCUCAGAUCUGAGCUGUGUGCUGCUGUUUGGAUCCUGUGUGGAGGGCGUGGUUCUGCGAGACAAGUUCGGAGACUCGGUGAAGGGGAAUCUGGUGGUCGGGACGCUCUCAUGGCCCUCCCCCUGGGUGAUCGUGAUUGGCUCGUUUUUCUCCACGUGUGGCGCCGGCCUCCAAUCGCUGACCGGAGCUCCUCGCCUGCUGCAGGCCAUCGCUAAAGACAACAUCAUCCCCUUCCUGAGGGUGUUCGGUCACGGUAAGGCCAAUGGAGAGCCGACGUGGGCUCUGCUACUGACGGCGGUUCUGGCAGAGCUGGGGAUCCUCAUCGCUUCACUGGACCUCGUCGCUCCCAUUCUCUCCAUGUUCUUCCUGAUGUGUUACCUGUUUGUGAAUCUGGCCUGUGCUCUGCAGACGCUGCUCAGGACGCCCAACUGGAGACCACGCUUCUCCUACUACCACUGGACGCUGUCGUUUCUCGGCAUGAUGAUCUGUUUGGCUCUCAUGUUCAUUUCCUCGUGGUACUAUGCCAUCGUCGCCAUGGUGAUCGCUGGCAUGAUCUACAAGUACAUCGAGUACCACGGGGCGGAGAAGGAGUGGGGUGAUGGGAUCAGAGGUCUGUCUCUCAGCGCGGCUCGGUUCGCUCUGCUCCGGCUGGAGGAAGGUCCACCGCACACCAAGAACUGGAGGCCUCAGCUGCUGGUGUUACUGAAGCUGGAUGAAGACGCUCAUGUCAAAUCUCCGCGUCUGCUGACGUUCGCCUCUCAGCUCAAAGCGGGGAAGGGUUUGACCAUCGUGGGAACCGUCAUCCCGGGAAACUUCUUGCAGACCUACGGCGAGGCUCUGGCGGCUGAGCAGACGCUCAAGCAUCUGAUGGAGAAGGAGCGCGUGAAGGGCUUCGUCCAGUGCAUCGUGACGCAGAAGCCGCGCGAGGGCAUCAGUCACAUGAUCCAGUCCAGCGGUUUGGGCGGCAUGCGGCACAACACUGUGGUCAUGGGCUGGCCGGACGCCUGGAGACAGAGCGAAGACCCGCAGAGCUGGAAGACCUUCAUCAACACGGUCCGCGUCACCACCACGGCUCAUCUGGCUCUGCUGGUGCCCAAGAACAUCUCUCUGUUCCCCAGCAACAGCGAGCCGUGUGCAGACGGCUUCAUCGACGUGUGGUGGAUCGUGCACGACGGCGGGAUGCUGAUGCUGCUGCCCUUCCUGCUGCGCCAGCACAAGGUGUGGCGGAAGUGCUCCAUGCGGAUCUUCACCGUGGCUCAGAUGGAAGACAACUCCAUCCAGAUGAAGAAGGAUCUGGCCACGUUCCUCUAUCACCUGCGCAUCGAUGCCUACGUGGAGGUCGUGGAGAUGCAUGACAGUGACAUCAGCGCGUACACGUACGAGCGCACCCUGAUGAUGGAGCAGAGGUCACAGAUGCUGCGGCAGAUGCGCCUCUCGAAGUCCGACCGCGAGAAAGAGGCGCAGCUGGUCAAAGACAGGAACUCAAUGCUGCGUCUGACCAGCAUCGGCUCGGACGAGGACGACGACACGGACGCUCCCGGCGCAGGAGACCGCAGCGCAGAGUACCGGCGAGUCCACAUGACCUGGACCAAAGACAAGGCCCUGCAGCUGCGGAGCAACACACAAACACACACAGCCUCGUGCUGCAGCACUCCGGAGGGCUUCAGAGACAUGCUCAACAUCCGGCCAGAUCAGUCCAACGUGCGGCGGAUGCACACCGCUGUUAAACUCAACGAGGUGAUCGUCAACAAAUCCCAUGAUGCCCGGCUGGUGCUGCUCAACAUGCCCGGGCCGCCCAAGAACACGGAAGGAGACGAGAACUAUAUGGAGUUCCUGGAGGUGCUGACCGAGGGUCUGGAGCGCGUCCUGCUGGUGCGAGGAGGAGGAAGUGAGGUCAUCACCAUCUACUCCUGAUAGCAGCGUCAGAGAGCGUUCGAAAGGGAAGCGCGGCCGGCUGAAGAUGUUUAGUUUGUGUGUAUGAUCAUCAUCGCCCGCGUCUCGUCUGCUCUCUGAGCUUUGAGUUUAGUUUGCGCUUCGACCAACAGCAGCUCUGCCGAUGUUUGUGCACGUGUGUGUGUGUGUGAGAGGUGUGUGUGUGUGUGUGUGUGUGUGCGUGUCUGUGUGUCUGUGUGUGAAGAAAGCGUCGAGAGUCGUUCUGUUGAAGCUUGAACAGCAAGUGAAAGAAUAUUUCAGCUAAAAAUGAGCAUCUUAUCAGCAGUUCCUCACCCUCCUGUCGUUUCUACAGACGCCCGUUUCCUCCACAGGAAAUAAGGUAUAUGCACUUUUUAAUGUCAUAAUUUGAACUUUUUCCUCAAUUCUGAGUUUAUGUCUCACAAUUCUGGCGCAG
Messenger RNA from Sinocyclocheilus rhinocerous, 4435 nucleotides. It is a transcript of the gene slc12a6, whose product is annotated as solute carrier family 12 member 6. Gene Ontology annotation, molecular function: potassium:chloride symporter activity. Gene Ontology annotation, biological process: chloride ion homeostasis; cell volume homeostasis; potassium ion homeostasis. Bases 505 to 4002 code for a protein of 1165 amino acids. NCBI's taxonomy places the organism in Eukaryota, Metazoa, Chordata, Actinopteri, Cypriniformes, Cyprinidae. The record is from RefSeq and is a predicted model, not a curated record. Gene Ontology annotation, cellular component: plasma membrane. The transcript has 23 exons.